AUGAGUUUUUGGAGUAAAUUAGAUAAGAUUUUAACUAGAGUUGAAGAAAAGGGUUUCAGAGCAGCAAAUAAAAUGCAUUAAUAUGCCGUCAAUGGACUUAUUUUGGGAUUCUUAUAUGGAACAUAUACAUUAUUUAGAGAUUACAACGAUUUCUUCAUAGAUGCAAGAGAAAUUACCCCAGAAUCAUUAGGUCCCCUCCCUGAACCAGUAAGUGAUGAAUAAAUAAAUGCUACUUCUUCAACUAAGCUAAACAAUAAUUUAGGCGGAUCUAGAAAAUUCUGA
Messenger RNA from Tetrahymena thermophila SB210, 282 nucleotides. RefSeq names its product transmembrane protein, putative. The transcript has 2 exons. The record is from RefSeq and is a predicted model, not a curated record. Lineage: Eukaryota; Ciliophora; Oligohymenophorea; Hymenostomatida; Tetrahymenidae.